AUGUGCGUAGAUGGAUCAAGAAUUUACACUGACAAGAGUUCAGCUUCAGUUUUGGAUUUCCGUCUUGCAUUCACUCUCUCCAGUUGUUCUUUUUUCUUUUUCUUUUUUUCUUUUCCAGUAUUUUUUUCUCUCUUUCUCCCUUUCUUGUUUUCAUUAUAUCUUCUACCAGUUAUACUUUCUCUCUCUUUAUCCAUUUACUCCCUUUCGUCUCUCUCAAAAGAUCUUAAUCUCCUUUUUUCUCUUUCUUAUUUCCUCUUUCAAUUUUUCUCUCUUUUUGUCACCGUUUCUUUCUCACUUUCGCUCACGAUUUCUUCCCAAAGUCUGUUCCCACUCUCUUUCUCCCAAUCUCAAUAUCAAUCUCUUUAUGAUCUCUUUCUCCUUUCCAUUGAUUCAUUUACCUUCUUUUUCAAACUCUCUAUGCUAUCAAUAUUUCCCUUUUCCUGUCUUACACAUUUCCUCUUUUUACAUUACUCACUCACUAUUGUAUUUCUCAGAUAG
Messenger RNA from Acanthosepion pharaonis, 498 nucleotides. Lineage: Eukaryota; Metazoa; Mollusca; Cephalopoda; Sepiida; Sepiidae. The record is from the annotation of a GenBank genome assembly.